CAUUCUCACUAAUGAUCUCAACAACGUCCAGCACGGCCGAGAUGGUGACACAAGGCAAGUUUCAGGUCAACGCUGUGGAUACCGUCGAAGAUAAAAACUCAGGCAGACUGGGAUGUUUCGGGUGGAUACUCGUCCUCAUAUCCCUCCUCUUCAUAGCAGUUACCUUCCCGCUCACAUUAUUUAUGUGUGUCAAGAUAGUGAAGGAGUACGAGCGAGCUGUCAUUUUUAGGCUGGGCCGGAUCACAGACAGGAAACCUAAAGGACCAGGACUUUUUUUUGUUCUGCCCUGCACGGAUAACUUUGUGAAAGUCGACCUGAGAACUGUGUCCUUUGACAUCCCUCCACAAGAGAUUCUAACCAAAGACUCAGUGACGGUGUCUGUGGAUGGCGUGGUGUAUUUUCGCAUACAGUGCCCCAUCUCGUCUGUGGCCAAUGUGUCCAACGCUCACUCAUCUACACGACUGCUGGCUCAGACCACUCUGAGGAACGUUCUCGGUACUAAAAACCUGGCAGAGCUGCUGUCAGACAGAGAGGGAAUAUCUCUCAGUAUGCAAGAAUCCCUGGAUGAAGCCACUGAUCCGUGGGGUAUUAAGGUGGAGCGAGUGGAGAUCAAGGACGUGAAGCUGCCGCAGCAGCUGCAGAGAGCCAUGGCAGCAGAGGCAGAGGCCAGUCGGGAGGCCAGAGCAAAGAUCAUUGCUGCGGAGGGAGAGAUGAAGGCCUCCAGGGCUCUGAAAGAAGCCUCUCUGGUGAUCGCUGAGUCACCCUCUGCUCUCCAGCUGCGUUACCUGCAGAGCCUCAACUCCAUCGCAGCCGAGAAGAACUCCACCAUCAUCUUCCCUCUGCCCAUAGACUUGUUGCAGGGAUUUAUGCAGAGGAAGUGA
Molecule: messenger RNA, 881 nt
Organism: Acanthopagrus latus (yellowfin seabream)
Lineage: Eukaryota; Metazoa; Chordata; Actinopteri; Spariformes; Sparidae
Gene: stoml3a
Product: stomatin (EPB72)-like 3a
Exons: 7
Coding region: 12-881 (289 amino acids)
Cellular component (GO): plasma membrane
Source: RefSeq, a predicted model, not a curated record